UGUGUGUGUACACCACAUUCUGUUAAGGCUAUACAGGGUGGGGGGGGUCUUUAUCAUUGUACACUCGGGUACAAAGUGGAAUCUUCGUCCGUCUAAUAUCCGACCAUCACGUAUCCACCCUGACCAGUUAUCCUCGCAUACCCAGCGCAGUAUUUGCGAUGUUAACUGUCUAUGUGCGGCACAGGAGGGAGCUGUGUAUUCCAUUGUACCGUGGGCAGGAGGCAAGGCGGAGAGGCGGCGAGCGAGCGGGACCGGGAGGAGCUGCUCAGGGAGGCGGCGUGCCUGGGGGACGUGGACCUCGUCAAGAGGCUCGUGAGCGAGGGCGUCGCCGUCAACUCGGCCAACGACCUCAACGGGUGGACGGGGCUGCACUGGGCGUGCAAGCGAGGCCGAGGGUCCGUCGUCUCCUUCCUGCUGGAGUCCGGCGCCGACAAAGAGGCGCUCACCGCCAAGGGGGAGAAGCCGCAGCAGCUCACCAGCAACGUGGCCAUCCUCUCCCUGCUCGGAGUGGAGGAGAACGGCCACCGUGAACUGGCGCCAGCGGAGGGCGAGCUGCCCAUCGUUCCCAACUACCUGCAGAGCCCCAUGCUGGCCUACGUGAGCGACGCGGGGAGGAGGGUGGACGCGGAGAUGCGGAGAGAUUCCACGCGGGGCUCCGCAUCCUCCGCUUCCUCGUCCGCCUCCUCCAACAAUAACAACGACAACGACGACUCCACGGCCCUCCCCGCCGGGGUUCCGGCACCGCAGGCAAGGGCAGCGCAGGGGGCUGCCGUCACGAACGGCGCUCCACACGGCAUGGCGCCUCCGUUCCACCCCUUCUUCUUCCCAACGGCCUACCCCCUCAUCAACCAAGAGGAGCUGGUGGUGAAAGUUCGACUCCAGCCCGGAUGCACGGGAGCGCCCGUGGACGUGGACUUUGUGGAGGUGGAGCUGAGCCGGCGGGACCUCACCAUGGCCUCGCUGGUGCACACGUGCAGCCUGGAGCUCGGGGUGGAUCCGGACAAGGUGACGCGCGUGCGCAAGCUGCCCAACACGCGGCUGCGCAAGGACAAGGACCUGACCCGCCUCGCCGACUUCCAGGAGCUGGAGCUCGUCCUGGGUGGGGGCGUGGGAGGCGAAUUGGGGGGGCUGUCGGUGGUGGGCUCGCAAGACUCGCUCGCCGAGAAGCCGUGUUUUAAUGCGCGGGCCUCCAAACUCACCUACUAGCCGUUAGUCCUAGCCCUAUCGUAGCCCAAUCCUAGCUCAAUCCUAGCCUAGCCCUAUCCUAGGCCAAUCCUAGCCUCGCCCUAGCCUCGCCCUAUCCUAGCCCUAGCCUAGCCCUAGCCUAGCCCCAUCCUAGCCCAAUC
Petromyzon marinus (sea lamprey) is the source of this 1346-nucleotide messenger RNA. RefSeq names its product ankyrin repeat domain-containing protein 40-like. The record is from RefSeq and is a predicted model, not a curated record. NCBI's taxonomy places the organism in Eukaryota, Metazoa, Chordata, Hyperoartia, Petromyzontiformes, Petromyzontidae. Gene Ontology annotation, molecular function: protein binding.